This is a messenger RNA of Heterocephalus glaber (naked mole-rat), 773 nucleotides long. It is a transcript of the gene Alkbh7, whose product is annotated as alkB homolog 7, RNA demethylase. NCBI's taxonomy places the organism in Eukaryota, Metazoa, Chordata, Mammalia, Rodentia, Bathyergidae. The record is from RefSeq and is a predicted model, not a curated record. Gene Ontology annotation, cellular component: mitochondrial matrix. Gene Ontology annotation, biological process: DNA damage response; fatty acid metabolic process.
GGGUGGGGGCGUGGCCCUAACCCAGGCCUCUUCCACGACCCGGCUCCAGGGCUAUGGCCGGGAGUGGGCAGCUGGCUUUGCGGACGCUGUCAGGGUCAGGCUGGGUGCGGGGCUCCAGCUCUGCGUUGCUGAACCGCCUGAAGGAUGUGGCCGUGGUGCAUCCCGGCUUCCUGAGCAAGGACGAGGAGGAGACGCUGAGCCGCGAGCUGGAACCCCAGCUGCGGCGUCGCCGCUACGAAUACGAUCACUGGGAUGCGGCCAUCCACGGCUUUCGGGAGACGGAGAAGUCCCGCUGGUCAGAGGCCGGCCACACCAUCCUGCAGCGCGUGCAGGCGGCCGCCUUCCGCCCUGGCCAAACUCUGCUGUCCCCAAUCCACGUACUGGACCUGGAGCCUCGGGGCUACAUCAAGCCCCACGUGGACAGUGUCAAGUUCUGCGGAGCCACCAUCGCCGGCCUGUCCCUACUGUCACCAAGUGUCAUGCGGUUGGUGCACACCCAGGAGCCAGGGCAGUGGCUGGAACUCUUACUGGAGCCUGGCUCCCUCUAUAUCCUAAGGGACUCAGCCCGCUAUGAUUUCUCCCAUGAGAUCCUCCGAGGCGAAGAAUCCUUUUUUGGGGAGCGUCAGGUUCCCCGGGGCCGACGCAUCUCUGUGAUCUGCCGCUCUGUCCCUGAGGGGAUGGGGCCAGGACAGCUGUCCCCAGCCUGCUGACCCCCAGGCCCCUUCCCCAGCUUCUCCCAGAGACCAGAUUGGUGAAUAAAGUUGACCAGACAA